This is a messenger RNA of Megalobrama amblycephala (Wuchang bream), 2371 nucleotides long. Its product is annotated as protein-glutamine gamma-glutamyltransferase K-like. Gene Ontology annotation, molecular function: protein-glutamine gamma-glutamyltransferase activity. Gene Ontology annotation, biological process: peptide cross-linking. The transcript is spliced from 13 exons. NCBI's taxonomy places the organism in Eukaryota, Metazoa, Chordata, Actinopteri, Cypriniformes, Xenocyprididae. The record is from RefSeq and is a predicted model, not a curated record. Bases 1 to 2079 code for a protein of 692 amino acids.
AUGGGUUUUUCUUUUGAUUCAGUACUGCAGGUACGUUCUAUUGAUCUCAUCAGGACCAGGAAAGGACAGAAUCGACAGGAGCAUCACACAGAUGCUUUCUUUAGCAAUCAUCUCAUCGUCCGUAGAGGACAAUGUUUCCAGAUGUCUAUUGAGCUGUCCAGACCUUUUGUUCCAAAUAAAGACCAACUUCACCUGGAGCUGAGACUUGGUAAUGACAUUCCAGUACACAAGGGCAGUUUUGUGAUUGUUCCACUAGUGUCGGAAUUCAAGAGAGAUGCCUGGGAGGCAAAGAUUGUUGAACAGGCAAAGACCACAAUCAGACUGUCAGUUUACUCCCUUCCAACCGCUUGUAUUGGACGGUACAAACUCAAUGUGGUAACAAAGUGCCCAGCGGGAAAGGCCACUUCACCAGACACACCUGAAAAUGACAUUUACAUGCUGUUCAACCCUUGGUGUAAAGACGACUCUGUGUACAUGAAGGACGAAGCUGAGAGGAAUGAAUAUGUACUCAAUGAUAUGGGCAAACUCUACUAUGGAACAGAGCAACAGAUUGGUACUAGAACCUGGAAUUUUGGUCAGUUUGAUGAAGGAGUGUUGGCGGCGUGUUUCUUUGUGUUGGAGAAGAGUCGCACUCCUUGCUCAGGAUGGGGAGACCCCAUUAACAUAGCCAGAGUGUUAUCUGCCAUGGUUAAUUCCAACGAUGAUCAAGGUGUGGUGAUGGGUAACUGGAAAGAUACCUAUGAAGGAGGACUCUCUCCUACAGCCUGGAGUGGAAGCAGUGCCAUCCUGAAACAGUACCACAACAGUGGAGGAGUACCUGUCAAAUAUGGACAGUGCUGGGUCUUCGCUGGAGUCACCAACACAAUGUUGCGGUGUUUUGGCAUUCCCACACGUCCAGUCUCAAACUUUAGUUCUGCUCAUGACACUGAUGCUUCCUUGACAACAGAUGUUUAUUUAGACGAAAAUCUUGAAGAGAUUAAACACCUUAACCGUGAUUCAAUCUGGAACUUCCAUGUGUGGAAUGAGGCCUGGAUGGCUCGUCCAGACCUGCCUUCUGGUUUUGGAGGUUGGCAGGUGGUUGAUUCCACUCCUCAGGAGGGCAGUCAGGGCGUUUUCCGCUGCGGUCCCACCUCUGUUACUGCAGUCCGCAGCGGACAGGUCUACCUCAAAUAUGACACACCCUUCGUUUUCGCUGAAGUGAACAGUGAUAAGGUCUACUGGCAGCGCAAAAGUAACGGGACUUUCGCUGUGAUUCGGGUUGACAAGAGCACAGUCGGUCACUGCAUCAGCACCAAAGCUGUUGGUUCAGAUAAACGCAUAGAUAUCACACACCUCUACAAACACCCAGAAGGUUCUUCGGAGGAGCGCACCGCUGUGGAAACGGCCUGCAGCUACGGCUCCAAACGGUCCAUCUACUCUCCCACCAGCGCCAGUGAUGUGUCUGUUGAAGUUGCCCUGGAGGGUGAUGGACCGUGUGUUGGUCAGGACGCUGUUCUGUCCGUCCUUCUGAAGAACAGCAGCAGUGCAGCUCGCAGUGUGGAUCUCUACAGCCAGGUGGCAGCCAUGCGCAACUCUGAAGGCAACAAGACCUUCCUGAAGAAGGACAGGACCAGAGUUGAGCUCAAGCCCCAUGAGGUCCGGUCUCUGGAGUGGAGUCUGCCCUACGAGGACUACAAGCACCAGCUGCAGGGUCAGUCAGCUCUGGUGCUCACGCUCUCUGGACGGGUCACUGAGACCAAACAAACUCUGGCCAAACAGUUCAACUUCAGACUGCGCACACCUGACCUCGUCAUCACGCCUGUAUGUGAUGCUGUGGUGGGCAAAGAGCUGAAAGUCAAAAUCAGAUUCCAGAACCCACUGCCCCGUGUGCUGAAGAACGUCAUCUUCCGGAUCGAGGGAUUGGGAAUGCAGCAUGUCAGAACCAUUCACUAUGGUGAUAUCGCAGGCCAAGCCACGAUGUCUCUGACAGAGACGUUUGUUCCCAAGCGGUCCGGCUCACAGAAGCUUCUAGCAACACUCGACUGUCCUCAGCUCACUCAGGUUCAUGGAGUCGCAAACAUCUUGGUCAAAGACCACUGAGACCUUCACUUCAUCUAACGAAGAGCAAACAUCCACAUUCUCAAGACACUUAAUGCACAGGCUUCAUGUGUUUCUCUUAACCUACACCAUUCAAACAUGCUGCUUAUUAUCAUGGAAGUUGUUUGAUAAGAUUUUGUAGAAUUUUAGAGGGAGUGUGAAUGUUUGUCACUGUCACAUUUAAAUCAGCCUCUGCUGGAAGAUCUAACUAAUAUAACUAGAAGCUUAUUGUAAAGUGUUACCGUAACAUUUGUUGCUUUACGCCUGUUUUGUGCUGAUUAAAUAACCAAGCGUU